AUGGGGAAUAAAUUUAUCUUCAACACCUACCAGUUUGUUUUGGCCUUGGCUUUUGCUAUUGAAGAGAUCAAUGAAAACCCUCAUCUUUUACAUAACUUGACUCUGGGAUUUAAUAUCUUUAAUGCUCACAUGGAAGCUUGGAAAACAUUUAAAAAUCUCUUCAUGAGCCUCUUUGGGAAGGACAACAUUCCAAACUACUCUUGUAUGAGAGAGAGCAAGUCUAUAGCAGUACUGACAGGACCAUCAGGAUCAUUAUCUGCCCAGAUUGGUAUAUUGCUGAACCUGUACAGAUUUCCACAGCAUACAUUUGGGCCUUUUGAUCAUGCCCUGAGUGACCAUAAGAACUUUCCUGCUCUCUAUCAGAUGGCCUCAAAGGACACUUCGAUAGCCAUUGCCCUGAUCUCCUUACUCCUUCAUUUCAGCUGGAACUGGGUUGGACUAUUGACCUCACAAGAUGAGAAUGGCUUGUGGAUUAUUCCUGAAUUGAAAGAAGAGAUGGACAAGAAUAAAAUUUGUGUAGACUUUGAGCUACAAAUCCCAGCCUCUGGCCUGGAAUAUGUUUUUAAAGUCAUGGCACUUUACAAACAGAUUAAUAAAUCUUCAGCAAACAUCCUCAUCAUACUUGGAGAUAGUGAAGGCAUAAUAGAUGUGAUGAGGUGUAUUGAGCAAUUUUUAAUAAAAGGCAAAGUUUGUAUCAUGAACUCACAGCUAGAGUUCACCACGAGGAGGAAAUAUUUUGUACUAGGUUCAAUUCAUGUACCUCUCAUUUUUUCACACCAUCAUCCAGAUAUUUUAGGUUUCACAGAUUUUGUCAAGGCAGUUAACCCUUCCAAAUACCCAGAAGACUUUUUCCUAGCGAGACUGUGGUUUUUCUCUUUUAAUUGUUCAGAUUCAAAGUCUGACUGUGUAACAUGGGAGAACUGUCCUCAUGAAGCCUCCUUCGACUGGCUGCCUAAGCACAGUUAUGACAUGACUAUGUCUGGAGGCAGUUACCAUAUAUACAACGCUGUGUAUGCUGUGGCCCAGGCUCUCCAUGAGAUGCUUCUUCAUCAAACAGAAGCACAAACAGUGGGAAAGAGGGAAGGGGCAGUGACUUCCCCUGCACAGCUGCACUCUUUUCUGAAGAACAUCCAGUUUCACAAUCCUGCUGAAGACCAAGUGAUUUUGGAUGACAAAAGGAAACUGGAAGCAGAGUAUGACAUUGUAAACAUAUGGAAUUUCCCAGAAGGUCUUGAACUUGAGGUGAAAGUAGGAAAGUUUUCUUCUUAUGCUCAGCUGUCUUUAUCUGAAGAUAUGGUACAUUGGGCCAUAGAAACUACAGAGCCUACUCACUCUGUCUGCAGUGAGAGUUGUGAUCCUGGAUUCAGGAAAUCCCCUCAGGAAGAAAAGGCAGCCUGUUGCUUUGAUUGCACACCAUGCUCAGAGAAUGAGAUUGCUAAUGGGACAGAUAUGGAGCACUGUAUGAAGUGUCCAGAUCAUCAGUACGCCAACACAGAGAGAAACCAGUGCCUCCUAAGAGCUGCACGUUUCCUGGCUUAUGAAGAACCCUUAGGGAUGGCCUUGGCCUGCAUGGCUCUUUCUUUAUCUAUACUCACAACAGUUGUUCUUGGGGUCUUUGUGAAACACAAGAACACUCCCAUUGUCAAGGCUAAUAACCAGGCUCUCAGCUACAUCCUACUCAUCUCCCUCAUCUUCUGCUUCCUCUGUUUCAUUGGCCGUCCCAACACAAGCACCUGCAUUCUACAGCAGACCACAUUUGGAGUUGUGUUCACUGUAGCUGUUUCUGCUGUCUUGGCCAAAACUGUAACUGUGGUUCUGGCCUUCAAGGUCACUUCUCCAGGGAGAAGGAUGAGGUGGCUGCUGCUGUCCGGGGCUCCUAACUUCAUCAUCCCCAUCUGCACUCUGAUCCAGGUCACUUUGUGUGGACUCUGGCUGGGAACCUCUCCUCCCUUCAUUGACACAGAUGCACAAUCUGAACAUGGCCACCUCAUCAUCCUGUGCAACAAGGGCUCCCUCACUGCUUUCUACUGUGUUCUGGGAUACCUGGGCUUCCUGGCUCUGAUCAGCUUCACUUUGGCUUUCCUGGCCAGGAACCUACCUGACACCUUCAAUGAAGCCAAGUUCCUGACCGUCAGCAUGCUGCUGUUCUGCAUUGUCUGGAUCACUUUUCUGCCUGUCUACCACAGUGCCAAGGGGGAAGUCAUGGUGGCUGUAGAGAUCUUCUCCAUCUUGGCAUCUAGUGCAGGGCUACUGGGCUGUAUCUUUGCCCCCAAGUGCUACAUAAUCUUGUUAAGGCCAGAUAGAAAUUUUCUGCUUGGCUUCGGGGACAGAAGUCAUCCUCGGAGAAAUAGACCCUCUUAA
Messenger RNA from Dipodomys ordii (Ord's kangaroo rat), 2361 nucleotides. Its product is annotated as vomeronasal type-2 receptor 116-like. The record is from RefSeq and is a predicted model, not a curated record. Gene Ontology annotation, molecular function: G protein-coupled receptor activity. Gene Ontology annotation, biological process: G protein-coupled receptor signaling pathway. Lineage: Eukaryota; Metazoa; Chordata; Mammalia; Rodentia; Heteromyidae. Gene Ontology annotation, cellular component: membrane.